UUUCAUGUUUAACUCACACCAGCUAUUUCCUGGGAACAUGUCGCUGACGAUGUUUGGACGAGUUGUCUUCCUUCUGUAUCUGCCAGCAAUAUGUUUUUCAUUUGCUCUGUUUCCCAAUGAUGGACAUGAGGCACAGCGCCGGCAAAAUAGUGAGGAGAACAUAGUAAACGUGACAAGCGUUGCAGUAGGUGUUGAAAAUGUUUGCUAUGCGCAGCUCGAUCCCUGUCUGGAAAACCUCAGUCCUCUCCAUGCCACAGGGGGUUUGGAAGGCCUUGUUGUUGAUGGGAGGCUCGCUGUACCGUGCGAGUCAAACAUCCGGGAGGAAAGCUGGAACUGCAUUGACUCUCUCAGUCACUGUAGGGACAACGGCUUAUAUAAGGCCAUACGAAGCUCUCAGAUGUCGUGGGAUUUCAUUUGCCAGAACAGCCAAGCAUUUGUCGCGGGGAAGGAUUGCUGGAUUAGCUCGGAGUUUCAUCCAACGUUCCUUAAGUGCCUUGGCCGUUCGAAUAAUGUGUGUGUACCUACCUGCCUCCAAAAAGCUGUGGCGAAGAUGCCUGAUUGCUCCACAGAAGACGCCAUCCUCUUGGGACUCCUGGCAGGUAUUAGUUUACCGGGAGACCACGCAUCCUGCUAGAUUCAGUUCUCGCCUCUUUCUGUGCAAGCGGGUGGCCAUGGAAUCUCCACGUUUGGAACGACC
Haliotis rubra (blacklip abalone) is the source of this 697-nucleotide messenger RNA. RefSeq lists its product as uncharacterized. The record is from RefSeq and is a predicted model, not a curated record. Lineage: Eukaryota; Metazoa; Mollusca; Gastropoda; Lepetellida; Haliotidae. The transcript is spliced from 5 exons. Bases 5 to 634 code for a protein of 209 amino acids.